AUGGAGCGCAUUCAGCUUUUACGCGGCAUCCUUGCAUUUCUUUUCAUCAUACACGCAGCCAAUUGUGCUAAAAUUCAAUUAAAUUUGUCUGACUACACAGUGGUGAACUUCCUACAGGAUGUGCGACGUCUACACAACUAUGACCAGGUAGUAUUCGCACGUAAUCGGAACAUAACUGCCUUCACAGCCUUCAGAACUCCCACGAAUGGAGAGUUAGAAAGCAGGCGUCAAGGAAAGGAAGUAUCAUUGGAGGUGGAUUAUGAGAUGCAAUUUGUGCAAAAUUUAAUGACAGAUCUGGUAGCGCCAGUUAUUCUUCUCAACGAGUUGAGCGUUUUUCCGCUGAGGAAGCACUUCAGCGCCGCCCUGAUGGUGGUGGUGUACGUGGAGGAGUCGCUCGAAUCACAGACGGGAUUACUAAAAGCGCUCUUGGUAAGCUUGGAGUAUCGCAGACAAUCGAAAAUAUUAUUUCUAAUAAAUAACAGCGACACAACGGCGACUUGUGAUGACACUUUCCUACAGCAACUCUUUCAAUUCUGUUGGCAGAGCAAAAUGAUAAAUGUGGCAGCGCUAUGUAGUGACUAUAAGCUCACAGCUCAAUUCUACAGCUACACCCAUUUUCCUAUAUUUGCGCUUGAGUACAAAACUUUAAACGCCGAUCUGCUGCACUGGGGCCCCAUCUACCCCUAUCGCCUCGGUAACUUACAAGGCUUCAAAUUGCCCUAUAUAAUAGGCGGUUCCGAGCCACGCGUUAUUGUAUAUAAUUAUAAUGGUCGCAAAAUAGUGGGCGGCUUUGCGGGUCAUUUAUUCGCGAAUUUCGCACGCAAGCACAACUUUUCGCUCUACGAGCCACUGCCUAUCUCCUCGUAUACACAAUUUGCCCCAUCACAGGAAUUGAUUGCCGCCGUGCGUAAUAACACCGUAGAGAUUUCGGUUGCACUUACCUAUCCAAAUAUCCCCUUGAAUGGUUUCACCUAUCCAUACGAGCAGACAAGUUUUUGCAUUUGGGCACCGGUAGAGGCAGAUAUACCGAAUUCUGAAUUCUUUUGGAUUGUUUUCGAGGGACUAACCUUCGUACUGGUGAUGGGUACACUCGUCAUUAUUUCCGUAGUGCUAAGUUUUGCGCUCUGGCAGCAUGGCAACAGACCAGCUAUAUUAGAUUUCUUCAUGCACGAUGCUUGUCUACGCAGUGUACUGGGUCAAUCCAUUCGGGAACUAAGUGGUGCACCCUUCGUGGUGCGAUUCAUUUAUCUGCAAAUUGAUAUGCGUCUACAGACACAAAUUAUGAUAAAAAAAGACGCAUUUUAUGAUGAUUUAGAAGCUACACUUGCUGAUGUACCAAGAGGAGUUAUUGGUGACUUGCAUGCAAAAGUAGGCAAGAACAAUUACGGCUUUGAAAAUGAAUUUCCCUGA
This is a messenger RNA of Anastrepha obliqua, 1410 nucleotides long. RefSeq lists its product as uncharacterized. The record is from RefSeq and is a predicted model, not a curated record. The transcript has 3 exons. Lineage: Eukaryota; Metazoa; Arthropoda; Insecta; Diptera; Tephritidae. The coding region runs from base 1 to 1410 and encodes 469 amino acids.